UCCUAUAAUUGACAUGACAUUGUCUUUGGCCUUAAAAUUAACACUUCUCUCAUCUUAUUAACGCGUAGCUGAUCCUCUCUCUCUCUCUCUCUCUCUCUCUCUCUCUCUCUCAGCCAUUCCCAUGUAUUGUAGUGUAGUGUAGUAGGGCCUUUGAAAGCUCUAUAGGUCUUUCUAUUAACUCCCACUCCUCCCCAUACCAUUCCAUAUAAUAAUCCCACUCUCGCAUCAUCAUCAUCAUCUUCUUCUUCUCAAUUCUGCCUCCUCCUUCUCCCCCUAAUCUUCAUAGACAAAUAGAUAGAGCUAGAGAUACAGAUUUCUUGCAUAAUAGUUGUCGAUCGAUUGGAGAGGCUUGACGAGACGAUUAUCUUAGCAAGUCAGCCAAACUAUUGUAUAUUUGUGAAUUGACCACACCAUGAGUCAGGAGGACAACGGGAGGGACGAGCACGAGCACGACAUGGUGAUGCCGGGCUUCCGGUUCCACCCCACCGAGGAAGAGCUGGUCGAGUUCUACCUCCGUCGUAAGGUUGAGGGGAAACGAUUUAAUGUCGAGCUCAUCACUUUUCUUGAUCUUUAUCGAUAUGACCCGUGGGAACUUCCUGCUUUGGCGGCGAUUGGGGAGAAGGAGUGGUUCUUCUACGUGCCGAGAGACCGUAAGUACCGGAACGGGGACCGGCCGAAUCGCGUCACCACUUCUGGGUACUGGAAGGCGACCGGGGCCGACAGGAUGAUCCGAGGAGAGAACUCCCGGCCGAUCGGGCUCAAGAAAACCCUAGUUUUCUACUCGGGAAAGGCUCCCAAAGGGAUUCGAACCAGUUGGAUCAUGAACGAGUAUCGCUUGCCUCAGCACGAGACGGAGCGCUCUCAAAAGGUGGAAAUUUCGUUAUGCCGCGUUUACAAGAGGCCAGGAGUGGAAGACCACCCUUCGCUGCCUCGCUCUUCUUCGCUCGGGACCAAGCCAUCAUCCUCAUCCCGUCUGGCCUGCACCUUAAGCUCAGCAAAUAAGAAGCAUUACAAUAUUGAGAUCAUGGAAAGACAGCUCCAAGCUCAUAACAAUGCUAGCCAGAUCAACAACGAGAACAACAACAGCAGCAUUGAAAAGAUGACCGAAACCGAUGGCAGCUGCAGCAGCUCUGAUGUCUCAAUCGCCCUUGGCCUCUCGAGGCACGAUACCGCUGCCUACUGUCCGCUGGUGGAGGUCAACAACGGGAUUUCCCUCCUUCAACCCCAGCCACCAAAGACUAACUUGCCUUCGGCUUCUUCUUCUUCUUCGGGCUGUUCGCUGGUUCCAUUUACGGUGGAUGAGCUUCACACUAUAGUUAACUACCAGCAUCAGCAGCAACCCGAGCAGCUAGUGCACCACCAGUUUUACGGGCACCAGUCGGCCGAGUCGACACAGUUGUUGAUCUCACCAAAUCAGCUGAGCAGUAGCAAGAUACCGAUCGGGACACUUCAGGCUGCUGCCACGAAUUUCUCUGACCGGCUUUGGGAUUGGAAUCCUGUCCCCGAGACUAAUAGACCAUUACCUGAUCAGUUUGGGAGCCACUUCAAGUAGAAGAAACUGUGAAAGGGCUCGUUGGGUCGACAGAUACAUAUAUCUUACCUUAUACACGUACAAUGACCUGUGUUAUGCAAGUUCCAAUUAAUUUUCACCUCUAGUUCUUCCUAA
Messenger RNA from Punica granatum (pomegranate), 1666 nucleotides. The record is from RefSeq and is a predicted model, not a curated record. NCBI's taxonomy places the organism in Eukaryota, Viridiplantae, Streptophyta, Magnoliopsida, Myrtales, Lythraceae.